GGCCCCGCCGCCUUCCGCCAUGACCCGGAAGCGCGGCGCUCCCCUAGCAACCGGCCCGCGCCGCCAUGCAGAGAGAGGAGAAGCAGCUGGAGCUGACCCUGGAGGCGCUCAUCAGCCAGGUGGCUGACCUGAAGAACUCACUGGUCAGUUUUAUCUACAAGCUGGAGAAUGAGUACGACCGGCUCACGUGGCCUUCAGUUCUGGACAGCUUUGCAUUGCUCUCAGGACAGCUGAACACUUUAAAUAAAGUGCUGAAGCAUGAGAAGACCCCACUACUGCGAAACCAGGUUAUCAUACCCUUAGUGCUGUCUCCAGACCGCGAUGAGGAGAUCAUGCGGCAGACGGAGGGGCGCGUGCCCGUGUUCAGCCACGAGGUAGUGCCUGACCAUCUUCGAACGAAGCCUGACCCCGAGGUGGAGGAGCAGGAAAAGCAACUGAUCACAGAUGCAGCUCGAAUUAGCCCCGAUGUGGCACAGAAACAGAUCCAAAGUCUGAACAAAAUGUGCUCAAAUCUGCUGGAGAAAAUCAGUAAGGAGGAGCGGGAAUCUGAAAGUGGAGGAUUACGGCAGAACAAGCAGACUUUCAACCCUGCAGAUACCAAUGCCCUGGUAGCAGCUGUGGCCUUUGGGAAAGGAUUGUCAAACCGGCGACCCGCUGGCUCUGGGGGAUCUGUCCAGUCAGGGCAACCAGGAGCUGGUGCCAUCAUUGCAGGGGCUUCGGGCAUGCAGCAGGUACCAAUGUCAGGUGCACCAGCUCAGCAGCAGCCAAUGCUGGCAGGAGUGCAGAUGGCACAAGCAGGACAGCCAGGAAAGAUGCCGAGUGGCAUAAAGACAAACAUCAAAUCUGCCUCAAUGCAUCCGUAUCAGAGAUGAGCCAACAUGAACCAGACCCAGGGAACAGCAGUUACCAACAUUGCUCCUGCUGCAGCUACCACACACGGAUUCCUUUUCGGACUUCUGAGUUCCUUCACACAUCCAUACACCAUAUCCACGGAGCUGGGAGUUACGGCACCGUUCCCUGGGUUUUAUUUAGUGCUGGGUGGCUUGUAUGGAGCUGCUAGGAGCCAUGUCUCCUGGAGACAAGUACUCAGUUCAGCCAGAGCAGCUUUUUUUGUAGUAGCAAUCCCAUUUUCUUCAGGUCUGGCCUGGAGUGCACCUACCCUUUCUUGAUACAGAACAUGAAGAGCUGCAUGGAUCACUCUGCUUCUUGUUUCUGUCUGUUGAUUCGAGAUGCUCCUAACUGUACUCCCUGUUGUUGAAUAAAGACCUUGUUCUGCACACUG
Cygnus atratus (black swan) is the source of this 1282-nucleotide messenger RNA. It is a transcript of the gene MED8, whose product is annotated as mediator complex subunit 8. Bases 66 to 872 code for a protein of 268 amino acids. Gene Ontology annotation, biological process: regulation of transcription by RNA polymerase II. The record is from RefSeq and is a predicted model, not a curated record. The transcript has 7 exons. Lineage: Eukaryota; Metazoa; Chordata; Aves; Anseriformes; Anatidae. Gene Ontology annotation, molecular function: RNA polymerase II cis-regulatory region sequence-specific DNA binding; transcription coregulator activity. Gene Ontology annotation, cellular component: mediator complex; core mediator complex.